Rhodotorula graminis WP1 is the source of this 1222-nucleotide messenger RNA. RefSeq lists its product as uncharacterized. The coding region runs from base 19 to 1080 and encodes 353 amino acids. Gene Ontology annotation, molecular function: ATP-dependent FeS chaperone activity; ATP binding; 4 iron, 4 sulfur cluster binding. Lineage: Eukaryota; Fungi; Basidiomycota; Microbotryomycetes; Sporidiobolales; Sporidiobolaceae. Gene Ontology annotation, biological process: iron-sulfur cluster assembly. The transcript has 4 exons. The record is from RefSeq and is a predicted model, not a curated record. Gene Ontology annotation, cellular component: cytosol.
CUCAGCGUGUUGUGCGCCAUGGCUGCCACCGUCGCACUUCUACCAGCGUGCCCGCUCCCCGACCGCGCACCCCCGCCAGAGCCUGUCGCCCAAGCUGUCGCCACCCUCCUCCCCUCCCACAUCCCAGAGAACGCACCCGAGCACUGCCCCGGCACCGAGUCGACCGAGGCCGGCCUCGCACCAGGCUGCGCCGGCUGCCCGAACCAGGACGCGUGCGCCACCGCCCCAAAGGGCCCCGACCCGGACCUCGCCCUCGUGCACGACCGCCUGCGCGACGUCAAGCACAAGAUCCUCGUCCUCAGCGGCAAAGGCGGCGUCGGCAAAUCGACCGUCAGCGCCAUGCUCGGCUGGGCCCUGUCUGAAGGCGUCGAGGGCGAGAACGACACGGGCCUCAUGGACGUCGACAUCUGCGGGCCCUCGCUCCCGCUCCUCUUUGGCCUCGAGGGCCAGCGCCUCCACUCGACGUCGAGCGGCAUCCUCCCCAUCCCCGUCACAUCGUCCCUCUCGCUCGUCUCGAUCGGCUUCCUCCUCCCGGCGUCCAACAGCGCCGUCAUCUGGCGCGGCCCCAAGAAGAACGGCCUCAUCAAGCAGUUCCUCAAGGAUGUCGAGUGGGGCCCGCUCGAGCACCUCGUCAUCGACACGCCGCCGGGCACCUCGGACGAGCACCUGUCGGUCGUCCAGUACCUCGCCGCCGCAGGAGGCGUCACGGGCGCCGUCAUCGUCACGACCCCGCAGGAGGUCGCCCUCCAGGACGUCCGCAAGGAGCUCGACUUUUGCCGCAAGGCCGGCGUCCCCGUCCUCGGCGUCGUCGAAAAUAUGAGUGGCUUCGUGUGCCCGUCGUGCGGCGGUGAGAGCGACAUCUUUGUCCCCUCGACCGGCGGCGCGGCCGGCCUCGCGAGCGAGUGGGGGAUCGAGGUCCUCGGCCAGGUGCCGCUCGACCCGCGCAUCGGCAAGAGUGGCGACUUUGGCCAGAGCUUCCUCGAGGAGUACCCGGACAGCCCGGCGAGCGUCGCGUACCGCCAGGUCGUUGCCCGUAUCAAGGACAAGCUUGCCGACGGCUCGGCCAAGGUGCUCGUCUGAGCGUCUCUACAUCGAGCCGCCGUUUCCUCGUUCGCCAUUGCCUUUCACCCUCGUCGCCGUCGCUCUCCCAGGUUGUUGUACUGCGCGCUUUCUCUCAUCUCGCACUAGACGUGCCCUCCCGCAAUGCAUGUAGCCCUCAGGU